Molecule: messenger RNA, 2466 nt
Organism: Penicillium roqueforti
Lineage: Eukaryota; Fungi; Ascomycota; Eurotiomycetes; Eurotiales; Aspergillaceae
Product: SH3 domain protein
Exons: 1
Coding region: 1-2466 (821 amino acids)
Molecular function (GO): protein binding
Source: RefSeq, a predicted model, not a curated record
AUGCACGGCCAUGCGCAUCACAACCAUGCACGCAAUGUGGAGGAACUAGAGGAGCAAGGAACUGUUGAGGCACGAGGUGUCAUCGAGGAGCGAGGCGAUGUCGUGAUUGUUUAUAAGACCGUGGCGCCGGAUUUUACAGGGGAGGUGGGAGGUUAUGUAACCGGUGCCCAACCCACUACUACGACGCAGGUGCACGCCGGUGUCGGUGAGCCUGUCAGCGCGGCUACUACAAAGAAGGAACAAACAACGACCAAAGAAGAAACAACCGAGGCCAAAACCACCGAGGAGGCGACCACAACCAAGUCCAAGGAGGAACCGACCACCACCAAAGAGACCGUGGCCCACACCACUCAGGACACUAAAUCAGAAACCACUGAGACUACUGAGACUAAAAAGACAGCCACCACGACUAGUGAGUCGGAGGCUCAAAUCACGACAACCUCCUUUGUGACUUCGGCGUCGUCCACCUCUGCUUCUUCCACCUUGGAAACUUCCCAGGAUGUCAACGAUCUCCUUGCGGCAACCUCCACCGCAACCUCCACCGGAUCGGCCAAAGACUCUGCCGCAUCGGCCUCGACAACCGCUCUUGGAACUACUACUUCUGAGGGUAUGACUGGUGGCGCGAAGGCUGGUGUGGCUAUCGGUGUCAUCUUCGGCGUUGGUAUAAUCGCUGCUCUGGUUUUCUUCUUUAUGCGAAAGAAGAAGAGAAGCCAAGAGGGAUAUCAGCGGGAGAAUGAGAAGACCUUCGGUGAUGAAGGCCUGCCAGAGGGUACCGCUGCUUCUUUGCCACCUCCUCCUCCUUCCAAGCCACAGGCUCUUUCGACACCCCCGCAACUUAAUGUUCGUCCCGUCACUCAAUUCGCGCCUGAUCUGAGCGGCGGCGCCUUGAACCCGACCGCCACUGCUGCUUCCGAUUUGAGCCCGGCCACCGCUGCUGUUGCAGGUGCUGCAGCUGGUUCGGCCGUCGCCUCUCGUAAUCUCACUGGUGACUCGGCGCCUCCUACCCCGCCGAAAUCUGCUGGCAGUGGUUCUGACCCGUUCAGGGACCCGGUCAAUCCUUUCAACGCCCCUGCCAGCCAGCACGCGCCUUCGGUUGCUGAAUCAGCCACUGAACCAUCUGGAUCGACUACUGGACCUUCUCAACCAACCACUGGACCGCCCGGAUCGACUGAACCUUCCGGAUCGACCGUCGCAGCUGCCGCGGUCGGUGCCGCAGCGGUGGGUGUUGCAGCAGGUGCUGCUGCUUCAUCUCGAGCAUCCAAUGAUUCCGAGCUCUACCAUUCCGCCGAAUCACGCGGCCAUUCCCCCACUGGUUCGACGCAAUCUGCAACCACCCCUACCAAUGCUACCAGUGCCGGUGCCGCCGGAGCUGCAGGCGCCAUGGCUGCUGGCCCACCACCCCCUACCAAUGUCUACCGUGUGCAACUGGAUUUCAACCCCUCUAUGGAUGACGAGCUUGGACUUCGUGCGGGAGCGCUUGUGCGCUUGGUUCAUGAGUACGAUGAUGGGUGGGCUCUUUGUACGCGCCUUAAUGGCGCCCAGCAAGGAGUUGCCCCACGGUCUUGCCUCUCGGCUCGUCCUGUGAUGCCUCGCGCCCGCCCACCUCCUGGCCCCGGCUCUCGCGGUCCACCCAUCAUGGGCCCUGACGGUCGCCCAAUGAUGCCCGCGGGUCCGCCCGGUCCUAGAUUCUAUCCUCAGGAUUCCCGUCCGAGAUCCCCCGGCGCUGGCUUCUCUGGGCCUCCACCUUCUCGCCCUUACCCUGCCCCCGGAACUGCUGUCAACUUCCCGCCAGUUCCCCGCUCUCUGUCUCCCGGGCCAGGAGGACGACCUGUCCCACGCUCCAUGUCUCCAGGACCAGGAGGACGACCUGUCCCACAAUCCAUGUCUCCUGGCCCCCGGCCCGGCCCGCGUUCGAUGAGCCCUGGUCCAUACGGACCAGGAAUGCAGCGCCCAGUGAUGCCGGUCAACCAACGCCAACGUAGCAAUAGCGCCGGCAAUGUCGCUCCACCUAUGGCAGUGCCCGCUGCGCCUACAGUUUCGAGUCCAUUAGCUGCUGCCGUUCCUGCUGCGCUUGCAGUUUCGACCCCAUUAGCUGCUGCUGUUCCUGCUGCGCCUGCCGUUUCGAGCCCAUUAGCCGCUACCGCUCCUGCCGUGCCACAAGUUUCGAGUCCUGUGGCUGUUCCUGCUCCAGCCCCUGCUGCAAUCCCUGCUCCGGUCCCUGCUCCGGUCCCUGCUCCGGCCCCUGCCCCUGCCCCUGCCCCUGCUCCCGCUCCCGCUCCCGCCGCACUGCAGGUUUUGACUUCCCCAGCCGCUCCUGAGCCUGCUCCCGCUGCACCUUCACCGUCAAGCUCAUCAGCCGCACCUACCCCUGCUCCCACCAGCGAGCUUCCAGCCCUUCCGACUUCAGUGCCGACUUCUCCGUCCGGCUCAAUCUCGCGAAAACCCCUCCCUACCCGGGACGCUUAG